Messenger RNA from Klebsormidium nitens, 1188 nucleotides. Lineage: Eukaryota; Viridiplantae; Streptophyta; Klebsormidiophyceae; Klebsormidiales; Klebsormidiaceae. The record is from the annotation of a GenBank genome assembly.
ACUCGCUCCUUUCUUGUUUUGCGGAGCAUGAUCAUCAUGCAGCCGAUCCCAUCGCCGUCGGAGGUCACAAUUGGCAGCUAGCUUUCACUGAUCUCAACAUCAGGAGUCAGGACUACAUAUCUGGACGCGAAGUCCCUCCCAACAUGUAUUAGCAGAUAUCUAGCUUGAAGCCUUGAACACAACUCUCGAGAUUUCCGCUUCCAGUCGGGGUUUUGAACAGGAUUCAAGAACUUAGAAGGUCCAAGUAUGACUUACAAGCCCCUUACAAGCUGUUGCCGCCAUUCCAGAAAAAGGUGGUCCGAGAAGAUAGCAGAGGGUCCGAGUUGCUGAUAUUACCCAGGGCAAGCCAAAAGGAGUAGCUUUGAGAUUGCCAAGCUUGCUUAUCACGUUGCAACGAUGACGUCCCUUGAAGCUGGUGAAGAUGAUAAGCAGACCAGUCUCUUGGCCGGAAUUUUUGCACCAGGACGCACUCGUUGGGUUUUUGUUGGGAUGCUCCUUAUGUCUGUGGUGCUUCUCCUGGCAUUUGUAUUACAGCCCCAAGCCACUGCGUUGGCAAGCUGGGGCCUUUCAUAUGCAGGUGACGGGCAGCAGGGAAACCUAGAAGUGAGUGAGCUAGGUGUGAAGAGCGAGAGCGAGAGAGACCUGGACGGACAAGAUUCACAAGAAGAGGGGAAGGCUGGCUCAAACGUGCAUAAGAGACUGUUAGUCCGAACGGAGGGGACAAACACAGCAGGUCUUGGGUCCAUACUUGCCCAGUCAAGAAGGAGCGCAGUAUUUGCAGAGCUGGUGCAAGCACGCCUGAUCAUUCCAGGAAUACAAUCAGACCAUGGGUAUACGCCCGCUGACUUGAUCAACCGGGCCAUCAACUCCAGCUGGGAGCUGCCAAGCAACCCCACAGUGUGUCGAGCCACCAUGCUCCUGCCGGCAGGUGAGAUCGAGAAGAUCUUGGAAGCGUGGUGCGAUAGUAGGGACGACGAGCUGGGGAAGACCCUCCUGCGCGUCUACGAAAGCUGUCACGUCAUACUGGACGAUAGGCCGUGGGAAGUGUCGUACGCGUUCAGCAGAUGUACCUGGCGGUGGACAAGGAAGGUUCUGCUGGGGAGUGAGUCGGAGGGUGUCAAGACCACCAAGGGGUCCGUGGGGUUGCACUUGAGAGAGUUGCAGAGAGUUCAGUCGGUUCAGCUGUGA